AACGAGGUUAUUAGGACCCGCAUUGCGUGCCUAUGCGCGGGCCGACAUCAACAGAGCAGCAAGACCAUACAGUUCACUAAGAAGGCAGAGACAAGCAGGUAAUCGAUGCUCUCCCAUUUGUUUUGUACCGCACCCCCACCAGUCUUUGACUCAAUACGACCCACUGCAGGACCACGACAACGUAUUCUUGGCCACCAACCUGUAGCUCGACCUCACAAAGUUGCAGCUGCUUACGAGACUCCACAUGUGCCCGGAGAAGAUAAAUCUGCAUCGCAUGCUGAGCCUCUUAUUGAGCAUGACGCCAAAUUGUCCGAAGACCCUGCCGCCAUUGAGGUCAGUAUCCCAACUCCCCCAGGAGCCGUCGUCACUCCGGAUUACAAAGGCGCUCUCGUGUUGGCACAGCCUGCGCUGGUGAUUGGAAGACAGAUUGAGAUGAUGAAUGUGUUUUUGGGUUUCGAGCAAGCUAACAAGUACUCUAUCAUGGACCCGAAUGGAAACAACGUCGGAUUUAUCGCCGAAGAAGACAGUUUAACAAGUACUAUGUCGCGACAGCUUCUACGUACACACCGCAAGUUCAAUGCUACAAUUAUGAACGCUCAAGGCGAAGUCGUGUUCAAGAUUUCUCGACCAUACUCUUUGAUCAACAGCCGUAUUUUCAUUCACACAGUUGAUGAUGAGUUGAUUGGUGAAGUUCAACAGCGAUGGCACUUGUUACGAAGAAAAUACGAUUUGUUUGUUGGUACAAAUCAAUUUGCUACCAUUGAUACUCCAUUCCUCGGCUGGGACUUUGAUCUUCGUGAUGAACAAGGAGAGCUUAUUGGCAAUGUCAACCGAAACUUUGUAGGAUUUGCUCGUGAACUUUUUACAGAUACAGGUCAAUACGUCUUGCGUAUGGAUGCAGUAGAAGGCAACUCCAGAGGGUUGACUUUGGAUGAAAGAGCGGUUGCCCUUGCCUGCGCUGUCAGCAUUGAUUUCGACUUCUUUUCACGUCACUCUUCGCAUGGUGCUGGUGGUUUCUUCCCAUUCCCAUUCUUUGGAUUCGGAGGUGGCGACGAAGCCCGGGAUGACAGCCGCGAAGCUCCUCCAGCAACUGACUCCGCUCCGUCAUCACAAUACCCAUCUCAACCCCCACCACCAGCCUCGCAAAACGAGUAUGGCGACGUAUGGGCGGAGGAGUCUGUUGAAACCCCUGAAGAUGAAGACCAAGGCUUUUUGGCAGGAUGGAAAAAUCUAACCGGAGGCGAUGACGGUGAUGAUGAAUGGUUUUAAGCAAGCAGAAACAGUUGUGGUCUCUUAAUGCCCUAUGUUAGAACAAAUGUAUAAAAUAAAAAAAUCCUCACACACCAGCGCUAAGAGAAAGUUGCCCCUGUGUGGUUUUGAUGCAAUCUCAU
Messenger RNA from Umbelopsis ramanniana AG, 1391 nucleotides. RefSeq lists its product as uncharacterized. NCBI's taxonomy places the organism in Eukaryota, Fungi, Mucoromycota, Umbelopsidomycetes, Umbelopsidales, Umbelopsidaceae. Gene Ontology annotation, biological process: plasma membrane phospholipid scrambling. Bases 106 to 1269 code for a protein of 387 amino acids. The transcript has 5 exons. The record is from RefSeq and is a predicted model, not a curated record. Gene Ontology annotation, molecular function: phospholipid scramblase activity. Gene Ontology annotation, cellular component: plasma membrane.